Molecule: messenger RNA, 562 nt
Organism: Diachasma alloeum
Lineage: Eukaryota; Metazoa; Arthropoda; Insecta; Hymenoptera; Braconidae
Exons: 2
Coding region: 47-493 (148 amino acids)
Source: RefSeq, a predicted model, not a curated record
CGUAACAAACCUGCCGGUGCCUGUUUAUUGUCAACCGUGCUCCAAAAUGGUGCUAUUGCACGUAUACAAUCUCCUAAACUGUGCAGUACAUCAGCUCGAUCAGGGGAAGGAUUACAAACUCGUGUCGCUAGCUACGUUGUUCCUGGGAGACUGCUGUGGAGCGCAUGAUGCCAUGAACGACAUCAUCAUGAUGCAGGAACUCGUAAACCACCCGGAGAUCAAUAUUGAGGCUUCGGCUUUCGUUGAAAGCAGCAAAACAGUUGUCGAAAUGUUUGAGAACAUUAAAGUUCGUUUGAGGAGGGUGGAUAUUCAGAGGGAGUACCAGGGACUGAAGACCCAGGAGAAGAUUGGAAUCAGUGACGAUCUGAUUGGAAGACUAGCUUCGUCUGGAAUUGCAGUGGAGGACUUGACGAGUGCUAUGAGGAGUGGAGACCCUGGCGCUGUCCAUGAGCUUCUCAGUGAGAAGCUGAAGAGGCCUACUAGGCUUAAUUAGAGACGAAGAAUAAAUUUAUAUUGAUGAGAUAUAAGUGAAUAUAUCUGUUGAGAUGUAAAAUUUUUUAUG